ACGGUACGGCUUUAUCAACAAAUAAGUGCCACAGUUUCAAUGUAUCAUCUCCAACCCCCUCCGGAUUAAUAAAUAUUGAAUAAUAAAUAACGUAAAUAAAUAACAUUAAUAUUUAGAAUUUUGACAUAAUUUAAUGUAUAAAAAGUUGCAACAAAUUACCAAAACUUUACAAAUUGACUUAGCGAAGAGUAAGCGAUGUGACUGUAUAGUUAGAAAUACAUCUGAGUAUACGAAAACAGCUGUGAAUACAAGUCUUAACUUAAAUGUGAAAUUAUGAAAAAAUAUACGAAUUAUGUUGUAUUUUAGCCUGAAGAGAACCAGAGAUUAUAUCUCAAAACGGUCGGAAGGACUGUCUACAUUGGCUAAUACAGCUACACCGUUUGAUGAAAAGUCAUUAGCGUCAUUUAUUUGAAUUAAUAUGAAAGUGACAUAAAUCAUUAUUUUGUUUCAAUUUUGCUUAAUAAAUGCAAAUGCGCAUCAAAUUGACAUUUUUAUACAUGCACGCUUAUACAAAAUGGGAAAGCUUUCGCGGUUGCGUCAAAAUCAAACGAAGCAAAUCAACGUCAGUCCGUGUUAAAACAAAUAUUUAUUUUGCAAAAUUGUGUACAAUUCAUGUGCAGAACUUUCAAAUGUCAUUUUUCCCCUAAUAUUGCAAGCAUGUAUCAAAUGGAGCAAGCGUUGAAACAAGCACAUCACCUGAUCUACGCAUCCCCUCCUCGCUAGUAAAAAUUGUGUAUAUAUUCGCAGCGUUUUUCGUCAACCGUCAGUCAAUCGUCGAGCUGCACGAGUUCCUAGUAAACGUGCGGACGUAUUCGAACGGUGUUGAUCGUCAUGAGCAAUACGACGCUGAUUCUCUUGGUCGUGGCUGCGGUGUUUGGCUCUCAAGUGAACGCCACCAAAGUCAACAAAUGCGAUGGUUACCCCAAUCCCAACAACUCUGUGGUGAGUAUCACGAACUGCGACGAACCACCGUGCUACCUAAAGAAGGACUCCAAGAUGCUCGUCAUGAUAAGGUUCACACCCGAUCACAACAUCUACGAGCUCACAACCAGAGUGUGGGGGAAGAAGUGGAUUUGGAUGGCCUAUAGCGGCGUUGAUAGCACUUCGGCUUGCGAUAAGGUCUACUACGCUGCCGAUGGUACGCCUGCCUCCUGCCCUCUCAUGAAGGGUGUUGAUUACAUCUACAAAUACGAAUUGUACAUCGACCCUUGGUAUCCUUCGAUAAGUAUGAUCAUACACUGGAGCCUUCAAGAAUACGGCAAUGACAUUGAGUGCUUCCAAGUUGACGGUGAAAUAACCUCGUAAAAAUACAGAUAUUUUUAUCGCACAACAUUUUUAUAAAUAACCAGAACAUUGCCAAUGACAAUCAACAAUUAUUAGUCUUCCACGGUUAUGUUUACAACCCUUGUUGUAUUUAAAUUACAAUAAAAGAUUUUUUUAAUUA
Molecule: messenger RNA, 1444 nt
Organism: Phymastichus coffea
Lineage: Eukaryota; Metazoa; Arthropoda; Insecta; Hymenoptera; Eulophidae
Product: ecdysteroid-regulated 16 kDa protein-like
Exons: 3
Coding region: 832-1305 (157 amino acids)
Biological process (GO): sterol transport
Molecular function (GO): sterol binding
Source: RefSeq, a predicted model, not a curated record